UAGGGAGAGCUUUCCCAAGUUGUUCAGGGGGCAGCGACCAUGGAGCACUGCUGAUGAACAAACACUCUGUUGAUGCCCUUUUCGCUGCUCUUUCUCAAACUCCGAGUCUCAGACCCUCAAAUGCUUCUUCUUCAACAACAGAGGCUAGUCAUCUCCUCUUCACGCACCAUCCUCCUGGCCUCCAAACACCUCCUCAAACCCACUCCUUCCACGCUGCCACUCAAGUUAAACCUUUCCUCGCCCGGCAUCAUCUCCGCCUUUCCUUUGAAACCCAACUCCAGAAUCCUCCCAAUCUCCCUCAAAACCUUCGCCUUACCUUAUACUUCCCAUUCCAAUGUCCCCGGACCAGUUUAUUCGGAGAACCCAGAAGACACCAGUAAUUCCUCCGCCCGACUCAACGUUUUGAAGAAGAAACUGGAGGUGAUAGGCUUUGACACACAAAUGCUUAAAAUUGGGCAGUACAGUCACUUGACGUGUCCCACGUGUAAGGGUGGUCGUUCAAUGCAGAAAAGCUUAUCUCUUUUCAUCACUUUAGAUGGGGAUUAUGCUGUAUGGGUGUGUCAUCGAGGAAAAUGUGGGUGGAGAGGUAACAUACGGGCCUUUGUAAAUGACAGCUCAUCAUAUGGAAGGUUGAACCAAAUUACCGAAAUUAAGCCCAAAAGAGAAAUCACAGAAAAAAGUUUGGGUUUAAAACCACUUUGUAGUGAGCUAGUUGCAUAUUUUGGAGAGCGAAUGAUAUCGGAAAAAACAUUGGCAAGAAAUUCUGUCAUGCAAAAAACAUAUGGUGAUCAGUUUAUUAUUGCAUUUACUUAUCGAAGAAAUGGGGUGCUUGUGAGUUGCAAAUAUCGGGAUGUUAACAAGAAUUUUUGGCAGGAAAAGGACACUGAGAAAAUAUUCUAUGGUGUGGAUGAUAUAAAGGAAGCAAGUGAUAUAAUCAUUGUUGAGGGUGAAAUAGACAAACUUUCAAUGGAAGAAGCUGGAUUCUACAAUUGUGUGAGUGUCCCUGAUGGAGCACCUCCGUCAGUUUCUACAAAAGUGUUCGAAUCUGAGGAAAAGGACAUAAAAUAUCAGUAUCUAUGGAACUGCAAGGAGUACCUGGAGAAGGCAUCUCGCAUUAUACUUGCAACUGAUGGGGAUGCACCUGGUCUUGCCUUAGCUGAAGAACUUGCUCGCCGCCUUGGAAGAGAAAGAUGUUGGCGAGUAAAAUGGCCUAAGAAAAAUGAAGUUGAACAUUUCAAAGAUUCAAAUGAGGUGCUUAUGUAUUUAGGACCUGAUGUUCUGAAAAAAGUAAUUGAGAAUGCUGAGAUAUAUCCUAUUCAAGGAUUGUUCAACUUUAGCCAUUACUUUAAUGAGAUUGAUGCAUAUUAUCAUCACACUCUUGGUUUUGAGCUUGGUGUUUCAACUGGAUGGAGGGGUCUGAAUGGAUUAUACAAUGCACCCAAGGUGAAGCAGUAAACGCCUAUGACAUUGAUGUCAUUACCAUCCAAGGUUUGAAUGCGGUGACUAACUUUGAUGUGAGUAGCUAUGAUGUUCACAACAUACUACUGAGCAUUACAUUGACCAUUUUUGUUGCUGCAAAGCGAUUUAAAGAUGCUGAGCAUGUUGAAAUGACUAUAGAUGGACAGAUGACAGUUGAUGAAAUCAGCUCAUAGCUGAUGGCUGGAUUCAUACAGCUUGGAAGCAUGGAAGAACAUAUUAGAUAUGGGGAAGAAGAGAUUGGAGGGGGGUGGGGUACAGAAAAAGAAAAUGGGACAUGCCUUGCAUCAUGCUCUCCAACUAUGAUAUUUUUUUCACUUCAAUGGGAUACAAUUAUAAGCUAUGAUAUCUUUUCACUUCAAUGCAUGUACCCCUAUUAUUGCAACCUUGAAAAGGCUAGAAAAUGGGCAACAAGUUUGAAACCAUGUUUGUAUCCUUGAUUUUGCAAUUCAAAGAAUGAAAAUGAAGCAAUUUUAUGGA
Molecule: messenger RNA, 1956 nt
Organism: Vitis riparia (riverbank grape)
Lineage: Eukaryota; Viridiplantae; Streptophyta; Magnoliopsida; Vitales; Vitaceae
Product: twinkle homolog protein, chloroplastic/mitochondrial-like
Exons: 14
Coding region: 73-1455 (460 amino acids)
Molecular function (GO): single-stranded DNA binding; 5'-3' DNA helicase activity
Source: RefSeq, a predicted model, not a curated record